CAAAAACGAUCAACAAUGGGCGACAAAAGAGCAUCUCCGACGCCGGUGAAGCAGCUAUCAAGAUGGAUUCGAAGCCGAUCAGUAAGGCAGCAAGUUACCAUGGCUUCCAUUACUGCCAUUAUUCUCCUUAUUUUCUUGAAGAUCUUCGUCAGAAAUUACACUUAUUUCUAUGUUGCUGCUCAACUUUCUCAUUCUAUUGGAAUCUUAGUCUUAAUCUACAAACUUACCAUCACCAAAAACUGUUCUGGUUUAUCAUUGAAGACUCAGGAGCUUACGGCAGUGUACUUAAUCAUGAGAAUCUUGUGCCAUUUUAUGUUCAUAGGUGAUAUUUAUGUUGUCCUUGAUUCCAUAACCCUGGUAUCUACUCUCUGGGUAAUCUAUAUGAUACGGUUCAAGUUAAAGAACACCUAUACGAAAGAUCUUGAUAAUAUGCCCUUGUAUUAUGUGCUUGUGCCAUCUGCCAUUGUUGCACUUAUAGGCCAUCCGGGAUUUGGGACUAGUUUUGGCCUCAGAUUCUUCUAUAUCUAUUCGAAGAUAAUUGAAGCUGUGUCAGUGCUCCCUCAACUCCGUGUGAUACAAAAUGCUAAGAUUGUUGAACCAUUUACUGCUCACUAUGUCUUCGCCCUGGGUGUUGCAAGAUUCUUCACAUGUGCAAAUUGGAUUAUCAUGCUUAUCGACUCCAAAGGAGUAAUUCUAACAUCAAUUGGGCGAGGAUCCCUAUAUAUUCUCAUAGCUCUCCUAGCUGAGCUGGUUCAAACAUUCAUCUUGGCAGAUUUCUGUUAUUACUACAUCAAGAGGUACGCAACUACUGUAUACACAUUAGCCAUUAACAAUGAAUUUAGCUGUUUUGAGUACACUAAUAAUGCAUUUGUUUCGAUGACAUUAGUUAGUACUUUGCACGCUAGCCGAACACUGAGGUUUAUUUUACAGUUCCUUUUUGUUGAUUUGGUUAAGAAAUUUGAAAUCUAAAAUGAAGUUGAAUUUACAGUGUAGUAGAGGGACAACGCAUGAUGAGACUACCUCAGAUGGUCUGAGAUCGGAAUCCUCAGGAGCUGCAAGAAUAAAUUCUCUUCACAAAGAGGCUCGAGUUUACCAGAAGGACGGCAAGACUAAUAUGCUCUGAGACUCGAAUCUGUAUCCACUCUUUCUCUGUUUUUAUAUGUAAAGGAAGUGUAUCUCCACUUUGUGUAAACUACACUACAUGUGCAUGUGUAUGAUCCAUUGCAGCUUCCCUUUCAAUAAGCCAAGAAAUGAUCCGUUGCAGCUUCCCUUU
Molecule: messenger RNA, 1273 nt
Organism: Amaranthus tricolor (Joseph's coat)
Lineage: Eukaryota; Viridiplantae; Streptophyta; Magnoliopsida; Caryophyllales; Amaranthaceae
Exons: 5
Coding region: 16-969 (317 amino acids)
Biological process (GO): protein retention in ER lumen
Cellular component (GO): membrane
Molecular function (GO): ER lumen protein retrieval receptor activity
Source: RefSeq, a predicted model, not a curated record